CGUGGUAACCCCGGCGCUUUACGCUUGCUGGUUUUCCCAGGCCGGUUUUGGCUCCUGGCCUUAGCAAAAUGAAGAUUGAGGAGGUGAAGAGCACCACGAAGACGCAGCGCAUCGCCUCUCACAGCCACGUGAAGGGGUUGGGACUGGACGAGAGCGGCCUGGCCAAGCAGGCGGCCUCGGGGCUCGUGGGUCAGGAGAACGCGAGAGAGGCAUGUGGCGUCAUAGUAGAAUUAAUCAAAAGCAAGAAAAUGGCUGGAAGAGCCGUUCUGUUGGCAGGACCUCCUGGAACUGGCAAGACAGCUCUAGCUCUGGCUAUAGCUCAAGAGCUGGGUAGUAAGGUGCCUUUCUGCCCGAUGGUGGGCAGUGAAGUUUACUCAACGGAGAUAAAGAAGACUGAGGUGCUGAUGGAGAACUUCCGCAGGGCCAUCG
Messenger RNA from Castor canadensis (American beaver), 429 nucleotides. NCBI's taxonomy places the organism in Eukaryota, Metazoa, Chordata, Mammalia, Rodentia, Castoridae. The record is from RefSeq and is a predicted model, not a curated record.